Molecule: messenger RNA, 2304 nt
Organism: Penicillium macrosclerotiorum
Lineage: Eukaryota; Fungi; Ascomycota; Eurotiomycetes; Eurotiales; Aspergillaceae
Product: MRX complex nuclease subunit
Exons: 2
Coding region: 1-2304 (767 amino acids)
Biological process (GO): mitotic G2 DNA damage checkpoint signaling; telomere maintenance; double-strand break repair via nonhomologous end joining
Cellular component (GO): Mre11 complex; nucleus
Molecular function (GO): DNA endonuclease activity; manganese ion binding; 3'-5'-DNA exonuclease activity
Source: RefSeq, a predicted model, not a curated record
AUGCCAAGUGCUAAUGAAGCGGAGACCAUCCGCAUCCUUGUUUCUACCGACAACCAUGUCGGAUACAAUGAACGAGAUCCCAUUAGGGGAGAUGACAGCUGGAAAAGCUUCCAUGAAGUCAUGUGUCUAGCGAAAGAACAUGAUGUGGACAUGGUAUUACUUGCGGGAGAUCUCUUUCAUGAGAAUAAGCCUUCGCGCAAGUCCAUGUAUCAGGUGAUGCGUUCCAUCCGAAUGAACUGCUUCGGUGACAAGCCGUGCGAGUUGGAGAUGCUCAGCGAUGCAAGCGAAACCUUCCGAGGAGCCUUCAACCAUGUCAACUACGAAGACCUAGAUAUGAAUAUUGCGAUCCCAAUUUUCUCUAUCCACGGCAACCAUGACGACCCUUCAGGCGAAGGCCAUCUCGCCGCUCUGGAUCUACUACAGGUCUCUGGCCUAUUGAACUACUACGGGCGAACCCCGGAGUCAGAUAAUAUCGAAAUCAAGCCUGUGCUGCUUCAGAAAGGCCAAACGAAAUUGGCCCUGUACGGAAUGAGCAACGUUCGAGAUGAACGCUUGUUUCGCACCUUUCGAGACGGCAAAGUCAAGUUCUAUCAGCCAUCCGUUCAUAAGGAUGAUUGGUUCAACUUGAUGUCCGUCCAUCAAAAUCAUCACGCAUACACUGAGACUGGAUAUUUGCCUGAGAACUUCUUGCCCGAGUUCAUGGAUCUGGUGGUUUGGGGACACGAACACGAGUGUUUGAUUGACCCGAAAUUGAACCCUAUCACCAAAUUCCACGUUAUGCAACCUGGAUCAUCGGUCGCAACGUCACUAGUCCCGGGUGAGGCCGUUCCAAAACGGGUGUCGAUCGUGAGUAUUACGGGUCGAGAUUUCAAGUGCGAACCGAUUCGCUUGAAAACGGUUCGCCCCUUCGUGAUGCGCGAAAUCGUGCUAUCCGAACAAAAGGAGGCACAAAAGUUUGCUCGGAAGGAGAACAACCGAACGGAGGUGACCCGUUUCCUCAUGUCAAUCGUUGAGGAAUUGAUAGAAGAAGCGAAUGCAGAGUGGCGAGAAACCAAUGGUGUAUUGGACGAUGACGAGGAUGAUGAAGUGUUGGAAGCUCCUUUACCUCUUGUUCGCCUUCGUGUCGAGAUUUCCACCGCUGAAGGUGGCAGCUUUGACUGUGAAAACCCACAGCGAUUUUCAAAUCGAUUUGUCGGAAAGGUGGCCAAUGUCAAUGAUGUCGUGCAAUUUCAUCGGAAAAAAAAAACCGGGACUUCUUCACGAAAGACCGAUCAGAGUUCCGAUGAUGCGGCUACUUCGCAUCUGGCUGCCCUGGAUACUGUUAAGGUGGAGCAACUAGUAAAAGAGUUUCUCGCAUCACAAUCCCUGAGCAUUCUUCCUCAGAAUUCCUUUGGGGACGCGGUAACGCAAUUCAUUGAUAAAGAUGACAAGCAUGCAAUGGAAAUGUUUGUCAAUGAAUCGCUGGAGAGUCAGGUCAAGCACCUGAUGAAUCUCGAUCGCGACGAAGAUGAUCUAGGUGAUGAAGAGAGAGCUCAAAGCUCCCUUGUGACUGCGAUGGAGAAGUAUCGUGGGCAGAUGGAAGAUCUAUUUAAUAAAGGUGUCAAGAAACGCACGCGCGGGAAGAAACGCUUCAAGCCAAGACCGGAUGGAUGGGAUUCUGAAUUUGAUGGCGAGUGGGAGGAUCAACCGGGUGCUCUCAUUCAUUCUGAUAAUGAGGGUGGCGAUCCAGCUGAGGAAGAAGCUGGAGGGGAUGACGGCUCCGCGCCAGGACGAAGUCGCACUGCAGGUGGCACCACGCGUGGCCGAGGUCGUGGUCGCGGUACCGGUCGUGAGGCGGCUCCCACUUCCCGAACAGCAAAAGCUCCCUCUACGACAAAGGGGCGAAAGAAGCAAGCUGCUUCGGACGAGGAAUCAGACGAUGUCAUCAUGCUGGAUGACGACGACGACGACUCCCAGGCUUUGUUCGUCAAACAACCGCGUAAAACAGCAGCUUCGAGGGGACGUAAGGCUGUCGCAACGACCACCACUCGGAGUCGAGUUGGACGCACUACAGCAUCACCAGCCCCGUCGUCGACGACUGUGGUUGGAACUGCUACACACCGAACAGCUGCCCGAGGCACGAAACCAACACAGACUACUUUGAGUUUCGCUGGCUCCCAAGCCAGUGCCAGUGCCACUCGUUCAUCACGACCUAGUCGAUCGACUCGUAAUACGAGCGUGAUAAGCGAUGGCAUUGAUGAUGAUGACGAUGAUGAUGAUGCUUUUGAGCCAAUGGCUAGUUCUAGUUCGAGACGUCGGCGCUGA